AUGCCUUCUAAAGGAGCACCGCGAUCGCCUUUGCAACGACCAACAUAUGGAGACUUGAUCACAAUACUAAGUAUCGACGGAGGUGGCGUACGAGGAAUCAUUCCAAGUGUUAUCCUUAGUUUUUUAGAAGCCGAACUUCAGAAAAUAGACGGUGAGAAUGCAAGACUAGCGGAUUAUUUUGAUGUAAUAUCUGGAACAAGUACUGGCGGCCUCGUGACAGCUAUGUUAACCGCCCCUAAUGAAGAGAACCGUCCCCUUUUUGCAGCCAAGGAUAUCACAGACUUCUAUCUGGAACAUUGUCCCAGGAUCUUCCCACAUGAUGACAAUCCAUUUGGACAUGCUGAAAAAGUGAUCAGAGCGCUAUCUGGACCAAAGUACGAGGGGGUUUAUCUACAUGAACUCGUUCAAGAUCUACUAGGAAACACAAAACUCCAUGAAACACUGACUAAUGUCGUGAUUCCAACGUUUGAUAUAAAACGUUUGCAGCCUACCAUCUUCUCUAGCUAUCAGCUGAAGAAAAACCCAAGUUUGGAUGCAAUGCUAUCCGAUAUAUGCAUUGGUACAUCGGCUGCACCAACUUAUCUUCCUUCACAUACUUUUGCAACCCAAGAUCCAGAAGGAAAUCUCCUUGAAGAAUUUAAUCUUAUUGAUGGCGGUGUGGCUGCAAAUAAUCCAACUUUGGUUGCGAUAAGUGAAGUGACACAGGAGAUAACGGCAGGUAGUAUGGAUUUCUUUCCAAUUAAACCAACAGAAUACGGGCGUUUUCUGGUGUUGUCCUUAGGGACAGGCUCCCCAAGAUUCGAAGAGAAGUAUGAUGCUAGCAAAUCGUCUAGUUGGGGUGUUUUUGGGUGGUUGGCAAGUAGUGGCUCGACUCCAUUGAUUGAUGUAUUUACUCAAUCAAGUGGUGAUAUGGUUGAUUAUCAUAUCUCUACCGUCUUCCAAGGCCUUCAUUCCGCUGAGAAUUACCUACGUGUUCAGGAUGACACUUUAAGUGGGGACGUUGCUUCAAUGGACCUUGCAACGAAAAAAAACUUGGAAGAUCUCGUGCAAGUUGGCGAAGAGCUAUUAAGCAAACCGGUAUCGAAGGUGAACUUAGGGACGGGCAUUUACGAACCUUAUCAUUGCACCACCAAUGAAGAAGCUCUGAUAAGAUUUGCUAAAAUACUUUCAAAGGAGAAGAGUACGAGAGAGCUUAGAUCACCAGGUGUUAAUAAUGAUGUCACAAAAAUGCAAAAUGGAUCGAUCAUAAAUGAUAAUGCCGAAUCUUCAAAGUCGAAGGGAAAACCAGCGAUGAUCACGAAUGCAAUUCCUCACUCUCUUCCAGAUUUGCACAAGCUCAAAACUGGCUGA
Messenger RNA from Erigeron canadensis, 1350 nucleotides. Its product is annotated as patatin-like protein 2. The transcript has 6 exons. The record is from RefSeq and is a predicted model, not a curated record. Gene Ontology annotation, molecular function: monoacylglycerol lipase activity; glycerophospholipase activity. NCBI's taxonomy places the organism in Eukaryota, Viridiplantae, Streptophyta, Magnoliopsida, Asterales, Asteraceae. Gene Ontology annotation, biological process: lipid metabolic process. The coding region runs from base 1 to 1350 and encodes 449 amino acids.